AUGGUGAGUGUAAGUAAUGGAGAUGAUGGGAUCAGUGAUGAUGAAUGGUGUGUGGAGUUGGCAGGUGAGUGUGUGCGUGAAGGAGAGUGUGAUGCGGGGGUGCAGGGGGAGUGUGAUGCGGGGGUAGAGAGGGAGGCAGAAUACUCCGCAACCCACCUGCGGCAAGCAGACCCAAACCGCAGGCAGCCCGCGGAGGAGUUUGCCAGGCCCCUUGACCAGCCUGCUACUUCUCUUGCGGGUGCUGGGCUUGCUGGCGAGCCUGGAAACACACAUGAGGGCACACAACAGCAGCAUAUAGACGCUCAGAGUGGGCAGUGUGAGUUGAGCAGCAAUGCAACAACAGAUAGUAAUGCUACAAGGGACACCGAGGCCUUGGGUAAAGGCAUGAGACCGAAGAUUCCGAAUGUGAAGCUCCGUGACUAUGUGACACACACAAUCCGAAAUUUAAGUUCAUCUACAUCAUCUCAAAGUUCACUUGUGACAUCGUUUUCCUCAGGUACUGUUUACCCUAUAACACAUUUUAUUGAUUCUCACCGAUUUUCUAUGAAGCACAGAACAUAUAUUGCAACUAUAACAGGAGGAAAUGAACCUAAAAGUUUUAAGGAGGUCAUGAAAAACGAGGGUUGGAGGAAGGAAAUGGAAGAUGAGAUACAGGCUCUAGAAGAACGGGGUACUUGGGUGCUAGAAAAACUACCACAUGGUAAAAAGGCUCUCGGGAGUAAGUGGGUGUACAAAGAAAAAUAUGAUGAGAAUGGAAAUUUGCAAAGAUUAAAGGCGAGGCUUGUUAUCUUUGGAAACCAUCAGGUUGAAGGUCUAGAUUAUAACGAGACGUUUGCUCCGGUAACAAAAAUGGUGACAGUCCGGACCUUUCUUGCAGUAGCGGCGGUGAAAAAUUGGGAAGUUUAUCAAAUGGACGUUCACAAUGCCUUUCUUCAUGGCGAUUUGGAGGAAUAG
Messenger RNA from Chenopodium quinoa (quinoa), 954 nucleotides. RefSeq lists its product as uncharacterized. Bases 1 to 954 code for a protein of 317 amino acids. The transcript has a single exon. The record is from RefSeq and is a predicted model, not a curated record. Lineage: Eukaryota; Viridiplantae; Streptophyta; Magnoliopsida; Caryophyllales; Amaranthaceae.